Molecule: messenger RNA, 1113 nt
Organism: Penaeus monodon (black tiger shrimp)
Lineage: Eukaryota; Metazoa; Arthropoda; Malacostraca; Decapoda; Penaeidae
Product: chromatin modification-related protein eaf-1-like
Exons: 2
Coding region: 1-1113 (370 amino acids)
Source: RefSeq, a predicted model, not a curated record
AUGUCGAAUUCUGCGGGUGAAAUGGCGAAGAGGGAUGCUCAGCCUUGUGACAUGGAGAGGGGCGUUCCUCAGCCGCAAGUGUACGAUGUGCCACGCGUCGAUCACGCUUCUUUCGACAUGUCGAGAUAUGUCUCUCAGCCCUCGGACAUGUCUCGCAUCCCUUAUCAGUCAUUCGACAUGUCAAAAAGUGCCCAUCAAACGUAUGACAUUCCCAGGAACGUGGGCCACUCCUACGACAUGAACAGAGCCCCGGCGUUCGACAUGACCCGGAAUAUCCCGCAGACUUUCGAGAUGUCGAGAGGCGCCCACCAGUCCUUUGACAUGAGUAGGGGUGUGACCCAGCAGUUCGACAUGUCAAGGGGCGUGAACCAGUCGUUCGACAUGCAAAGAGGCGCCGCCCACAAUUACGAGAUGCCAAGAGGACCUCAGGGUUACGAGAUGCCCCGAGGGGCGCAGCAGGCCUUCGAGAUGCCCCGAGGAACGACCCAGCCGUACGAGAUGACGAGGGCGGUGCAGCAGCCGAUGGAGAUGGGACGAGGGGGGGUGGGCGCGGGGCAUCCCUACGAGUACGGCAAGGAAUACCACCCAUGCUCCGAGGUCCAGCAUAGCGGGCCUCUUAAAAAUAACCACCAGUCUGUGCACGAUGCCCAGCAAGGGAUGGACGUGCCCAUGGAAAUGCCCAAAACGGCUCCACAGUCCACAGCCAAAUCGAAAGGCGCCCAGAAGCUGGAAGUAGCCAAGAAGGCCGCUCAGACGGCGAUCCAGGCGAAGCUGGAGGCGAAGAAGGCCGAGAAGGCAAAGCAAGAAGCAGAACAGGCCGAGAGGGCGAAGCGAGAGGCCGAAGAAGCUGAGAAUGCGAGACGCCAAGCGGAGGAGGAAGAGAAAUCGAAAGCUGUCGCCCAGCCGUCGGAAAUCCUGAAGCUCUACGCUCAGCAGCUGGAGAUGGUGAAGAAGGUGUCGCAGUCGUCCGAAAUUGCGAAGAUGUACGCGAGGCAGCUGGAAACGGCGAGAACCACCUCCAAAACCAAAGAGACAAGUAUCAAGGGUUCCUUCGUACUCGUCGGGAAGAGUCCGGAGAGAGAGAGGGAAGGCGCGGACGCCACACAAGAAUAA